Entrophospora candida is the source of this 1551-nucleotide messenger RNA. NCBI's taxonomy places the organism in Eukaryota, Fungi, Glomeromycota, Glomeromycetes, Entrophosporales, Entrophosporaceae. The record is from the annotation of a GenBank genome assembly.
AUGGAUAAAAUACCUGAACAUAGAAAAAAUGCUUUUAAGUCAAAGGCCAUUUUUAAAGCUGAAGAGCUACGUCGACGUCGUGAAGAGCAACAGAUCGAAAUUCGGCGUAAAACCCGUGAAGAAUCUUUGGCAAAGCGUCGUAAUUUAAAUCUUCAAGAACAGUUACCUGAAAUGAUUAGUGGUGUCUUCUCUGAAAAUGUGGAAGAACAAUUGCAAGCAACUACAAAAUUUAGAAAAUUGCUUUCGAAAGAAAGAAAUCCUCCAAUAGAACAAGUCAUUGAAUGUGGCGUGGUUGCUCGUUUUGUCGAUUUCUUAAGGUCUCCUCAUUCUCUUGUACAAUUUGAGGCUGCAUGGGCUUUAACCAAUAUUGCAUCAGGAUCUUCCGAACAAACUCAAGUAGUAAUUGAUUCUGGAGCUGUACCAAUCUUUGUUGAAUUAUUAAGUAGCAAUGUAGCUGAUGUUAAGGAACAGGCUGUUUGGGCUUUAGGUAAUAUUGCAGGAGAUAGUCCACCUUGCCGUGAUAUUGUAUUAAAAGAAGGUGCCCUUCGACCUUUACUUUCUAUAUUGAAUGAAAAUAAUAAAAUAUCAAUGAUGAGAAAUGCAACCUGGACAUUGUCUAACUUUUGUCGAGGCAAAAAUCCUCAACCUGAUUGGAAUUUGAUCGUCCCUGCAUUACCAGUUCUUGCCAAACUUAUCUAUUCUGUUGAUGAUGAAGUUCUUAUUGAUGCAUGUUGGGCAAUUUCAUAUUUGUCUGAUGGUAGUAAUGAAAAGAUCCAAGCCGUCAUUGAAUCUGGUGUCUGUCGUAGACUUGUUGAACUUUUAAUGCACUCUUCUACUUCUGUUCAAACGCCCGCUUUACGUUCAGUUGGAAAUAUUGUUACAGGCGAUGAUAUUCAAACUCAAGUUAUUAUUAAUUGUGGUGUAUUGCCUACCUUGUUAAGGUUACUAUCUAGUGUAAAAGAAGGACUUCGUAAAGAGGCUUGUUGGACCAUUUCAAACAUUACAGCUGGAAAUUGUGCUCAAAUACAGGCGGUUAUAGACGCAAACAUCAUACCACCUAUCAUUAACAUCAUGGGACAUGCAGACUUCAAAACUCGUAAAGAGGCAUGUUGGGCUAUUUCCAAUGCAACUUCUGGAGGAUUAAACAAACCUGAACAAAUCAAGUAUCUUGUUAGUCAAGGAUGCAUCAGACCUCUUUGUGAUCUAUUAACUUGUUUGGAUAAUAAAAUUAUUCAGGUUGCUCUUGACGGCCUUGAGAACAUUCUUAAAGUUGGUGAUUUGGAAAAAGUUGAUAGUCUCAAUCAAUUUGCAGUUUAUGUUGAGGAAGCAGGCGGUAUGGAAAAAAUUCAUAAUUUGCAAACUCAUGACAACAUUGAUAUUUACAAAAAAGCAUAUCAUAUUAUUGAUAAAUACUUUGCGGAAGAUGAUGAGGAAGAUUCAAAUUUGGCUCCAGAAAUGGAUAUGAAUACAGGUCAAUUUAUUUUCCAACCAGAUUUAAAUCUACCUCAAGGAGGUUUCAACUUUGAUAAUAAUACUAAUCAACCUAUGUAG